Messenger RNA from Talaromyces stipitatus ATCC 10500, 969 nucleotides. Its product is annotated as MIND kinetochore complex component Mtw1, putative. The record is from RefSeq and is a predicted model, not a curated record. The coding region runs from base 1 to 969 and encodes 322 amino acids. Gene Ontology annotation, biological process: mitotic cell cycle; mitotic sister chromatid segregation; protein localization to kinetochore. Gene Ontology annotation, cellular component: nucleus; chromosome, centromeric region. Lineage: Eukaryota; Fungi; Ascomycota; Eurotiomycetes; Eurotiales; Trichocomaceae. The transcript is spliced from 3 exons.
AUGAACGAUGCAGUCAAUUCCUUGCUGACUGAGCAUUUCAGUUACACACCAUUGUCAUUGAUCGACGACAUAAUCAACUCUAUCAACAACCUCAUCUAUCAAGCCAUCUCAAGCCUCGAGACCGGACUCCUUAACACCCCUCCCGAACGACUCGGCUUUGGCCAUGCCCACAACGCGUCAACAGCCAUUCCGGACACAGAUGCUGAUGGAAAUAUCGAAUACCCAGAAGCGACGCUAGAGAUUGAGAAUGGAUUACAUCAGUUAGAGACAUUGUUUGAGUCGUCGGUAGACAAAUCAUUUGAUAAAUUUGAGAUUUACGUCUUGCGAAAUAUCUUUACGGUCCCGGAAGAUCUGGUGAAUUAUAUGAGAUUGGGCCAUUAUGAGAACCUAUCAUUUUCCAAAGACAGCAAUGCUCCUACCCCCGAGUCAAUAAACAUGCAACGAAGAAAACUGCGCGAGACACGCAAACUCCAGCAAGCGCUGCAAAGGGAAUCCAUGCAAAACGAAGCAGUCAUUUCGCAAUUACGAGCAGUACUUUUCGUGGCGCAAGACACAGCCCAGAAACAACCAGUCGUCAAAACCGACUCUAGUGCACCUGCGACAUCAUCAACAUCAACCCUUCCAAAUCUAUCCUUCCUCACCUCCGGUCCCGCCGCAAACAUGCUCCGUGUCGGCCAAAACAACUCAUUAACUACAAACACCGACUUCGUUCUAUCACAACUCCCCGCCCUGCAUGCUGCAACGCAGAAACUACGCGCAAAACUAGCUACCUUGCCCACCUCCGUACCUAGCGAGUCCCUAAAGCGGGAUGAGAGACGAGAAUAUAUCGAUAGCAGGAUCAGAUUGCAUCUCGAGCGCUUGGGCGAACCCUUAUUGGGAGACGGACAGGCUGCGAUUGCUGGAAGGAAAAUAUCUAGUGCAGAAGCUCAGGCGUUGGAGGCGGUGGGAAAUAUGCUUAAUGAAAAGUAA